Adelges cooleyi (spruce gall adelgid) is the source of this 1118-nucleotide messenger RNA. RefSeq names its product inositol monophosphatase 1-like. The transcript has 6 exons. Gene Ontology annotation, biological process: phosphatidylinositol phosphate biosynthetic process; signal transduction; inositol metabolic process. The coding region runs from base 154 to 987 and encodes 277 amino acids. Gene Ontology annotation, molecular function: inositol monophosphate 1-phosphatase activity. The record is from RefSeq and is a predicted model, not a curated record. Lineage: Eukaryota; Metazoa; Arthropoda; Insecta; Hemiptera; Adelgidae.
AAAAAAAACUAAAUGACAAAACGGAUUAGACAUUAGUCAAACCUUUAACCUGAUCUAAUUAGUUAGAAUAAUUAAAUUAAAUAAAUUCUACAUCGACACCGCGUUUUGUGUUUAUUAAAAUAUUUAAUUUAUUAUAUUCAAAUAUUCCGCGUCAUGGCUCCGACCUGUUCCGUGAAUUUACACGAAUGCUUGGAUUUGGUUACCCGGCUUUCACGGCAAGCGGGCAAGCUCAUUAGAACUCGUAUCAGACAAAAGAAAACAAUCGAGACCAAAGCUACCAGUAUUGAUUUUGUGACUGAAACAGACCAAGAAGUCGAGAAAAUGCUUAUCGAAGGAAUUAGACAAAAAUAUCCGACACACAAAUUCAUAGGAGAAGAAUCAUUUGCUGCGGGAAUUAAAGAAAAACUGACGAGCGAGCCGACAUGGGUCAUAGAUCCUGUAGAUGGCACGACCAAUUUCGUGCAUGGUUAUCCAAAUGUGUGCAUAUCAAUCGGUUUAGUCGUUGACUGUGAAGCUCAGCUGGGUGUUAUAUUCAAUCCGAUUUUGGACAUGUUUUUUAGAGCGAUCAAAGGCGAAGGCGCCUAUUUAAACGACGAACCAAUUACCGUUAGUAGUUCAAAGUGCUUAAGUGAUUCCUUGGUUUCGGUCGAGCAUGGUUCCAUUCGAACUGAUGAGUUUAGAAGCAUUGUCAGUCAUAAUAUUGGUUAUUUUGCCAAACACGCUCAUGGAAUUCGUUCGGGAGGAUCGGCUGCUUGGAAUCUGGCGAUGGUGGCCAAAGGCGCUUGCGAUUUGUACGUAGAGAUGGGUUUGCACGCUUGGGACAUGGCGGCCGGCAAUAUAAUAGUCAGAGAGGCGGGUGGUGUUGUUAUUGAUCCCGCAGGUGGCGAAUUCCAAUUGAUGAAUCGAAGAAUAUUAGCGGCGUCGUCAAAAGAACUCGCUAAUGAAAUACCUUCUAAUUUGAAACAAUACUAUCCCGAACACGAUUAAUAUAAAUAAUAGUGUUUAUAUAUAGUAUAAAGUAUGGGAACAUGAUAUUUGUUAUGUAUUUUUUCGUUGAAUUGUCUAGUCAAUUUAAACAAAUUUUAUUAUAAGUUAAACUAUUUAGGUUUAUAACAUGU